AUGACUAUUGUUCAAAUCUCGAGUGGAGAUGGUGGUUUAUAUCUCGAAAGAGACUUCGAAGGAGACACCAUUCUAGACGAUUACUUGACCUGUCCGCCUGUUGCACGCCUUGUGAAUGUAUACGGUAUCAACCUACCUACAGAAGCUGGCUAUGCAUUUAGGAUACAGCAAGGGACCCUCGACAGUUGUUUAUUUACGAAAUACAAGCUGGACAAGGCCUUCAGGACAGACACCCACAAGUGUGUGGAUGGAACUCUGUAUGAAAACAAGCACACUGUGCAGAAACAGAGAGACGGGACACGAAAGUGCAGUGGAGAUGGCACCGUCACGUACCAGUCGUUGAGCUAUCCUUUGAACUGGGAGGACAAUGAAAAGACAACGGUGGAGAACCACGAGUUCGAAGACAUGGAACAUCGGGCCAUGCUAGCAGACCCUAGGUUACACGAGGUACUAAUCAAGCAUGUGUGCAAAAUGAGCGGCUAGAAGCACCAAAUAAAGUGACUAUACUGACG
Messenger RNA from Sphaeroforma arctica JP610, 512 nucleotides. RefSeq lists its product as hypothetical. Gene Ontology annotation, biological process: lipid metabolic process. The record is from RefSeq and is a predicted model, not a curated record. Bases 1 to 483 code for a protein of 160 amino acids. NCBI's taxonomy places the organism in Eukaryota, Ichthyosporea, Ichthyophonida. The transcript is spliced from 5 exons.